Messenger RNA from Penicillium taxi, 981 nucleotides. RefSeq lists its product as uncharacterized. NCBI's taxonomy places the organism in Eukaryota, Fungi, Ascomycota, Eurotiomycetes, Eurotiales, Aspergillaceae. Bases 1 to 981 code for a protein of 326 amino acids. The transcript has a single exon. The record is from RefSeq and is a predicted model, not a curated record.
AUGUGGCGCUCGCCUUCAGCGGAACCUAAGCCUACACCUUUGCGCACAAAUACACCCAGGAUAAUCCAUCGUCCUUCUAGCCUUCCCCGCCGUCCCCCUGUCCGCCCUUCUGGCCGCCGUCACAUCAUUCCUGUUGAUGAGGAAUAUCGUCGACUGGAAUUGGACAAUGAGGCCCAAGUUAACGCUAUGGGAGAAAUCAUGCAACGUGAAAUUGACCGUGAACACGAAGAAUUUCGACAACUGAACCUAGACCAAGAGGAAUAUCGUCGACUGGAGUUGAAUAAUGAGAAUCAAGUCCGAGUGAUGGCAGGAAUCAUGCAAAGCCAGCGCGAACGUGAACUCGACCGUCAGCGUUACCGACAACUCAACCGUCUACUUGACGAGCCUCAUGCCGGCACACGUUCUCCAGUUUUGAACCUGGGUGUUAGCGAAGAUGGGUUAGACUUGGAAAUCGCCCGACGUGAAGCUUUGGGUCGAGCUCUUGGUAUGCUUGGUGGAGGACUUGUUACGCGCCCUUCUGCGCAACUUCAUACCACAAAUUGGACGGUUGGUGUCCCAACCCAAGAUAUUCUUGAGCCCCCUCGACGUACCCCAAGCUUUGCACCAGCGGUCGGAUACCACACCACCAUAUCCGCGCGGCCUCCUUCUACGCAGUCUCACCAGACUCGGCAACAAAACAAUGCUCGGACACCGGAAUAUGAUGAUAGCGAUAUCACCUAUUACCGAGAGAGACUUGGGUACCGCGUGCGGAGCCCUGACGCCGAGCAGGACGAUGAUGUUUGGGAGCCUCUUGUAUCCACAAUCACCAUGGAUAGCAACAUUCCAUCCGGCACCACCAAUUCAUCAACCGACAACACGACCCGGGAUUCAGCAAUCCCAUCGGACACAAAUCCUUGCGAUAUUGCUCCAACGGAGGAUGUCAACGGUCUUGGAUUUAGGAUGCGACGAACUACCCGUGACAGAGACAAUCAGGGUACUUGA